Vicugna pacos (alpaca) is the source of this 1251-nucleotide messenger RNA. NCBI's taxonomy places the organism in Eukaryota, Metazoa, Chordata, Mammalia, Artiodactyla, Camelidae. The record is from RefSeq and is a predicted model, not a curated record.
UUGCUUUCCGGCAGCGUGGUCUGACGCUUCGCUCUUAUUGCCAACAGCUGCCCCCAGGUGUGGGUGGGCAUCGACAGGGUUUCGAAGGUUCGAGUCCCACUACGGGAAUGAGCCUUUUUGACCUUUUUCGGGGCUUUUUCGGCUUUUCUGGUCCUCGGAGAAGGCACAACAUUGAGCACUCAUCCCGCGACAGUAACCAAGGCGGUCGUUAAGAGGAGGAGAAACAGCCGCUUAAGCCUUUCUCCAAUCUGGGUGCUGAAAUCUUGGUGGCCAAUCUGCCUCCACCCCCAGCCACAGAGAUCCCUUUUUUGGAGGGAUGACUCGCGAUGAUGAUGAAGAUGAUGAGGAAGAGGAAGAAGAAGGAGCCACGUGGAGCCGUGGGAGCUCGAGGUUUGAGGGUCCCCAGCCUCCCGAGGAAUUUGGCUUCGGCUUCAGCUUCAGCCCAGGAGGAGGGAUGCGUUUCCACGAUAAUUUUGGCUUUGAUGACCUAGUACGGGAUUUCAAUAACAUCUUCAGCGAGAUGGGGGCCUGGACGUUGCCUUCCCGCCCUCCUGAACUUCCAGGUCCUGAGUCAGAGACAUCGGGUGAGAGACAGCAAGGACAGACGCUUCGGGACUCAAUGCUUAAAUAUCCAGAUAGUCACCAGCCCAGGAUCUUUCAUGGGGGCUUGGAGAGUGAUGCAAGAACUGAACCCCCCAAACCAGCACCAGACUGGGGAUCCCAGAGACCUUUUCAUAGGUUUGAUAAUAUGUGGCCUGUGACCCCCGAUUCUCGAGCCAGAGAGGACAAUGAUCUUGAUUCCCAGGUUUCCCAGGAGGGCCUUGGCCCAGUUCUGCAGCCCCAGCCCAAAUCCUAUUUCAAGAGCAUCUCUGUGACAAAGAUCACUAAGCCAGAUGGGACAGUAGAGGAGCGCCGGACUGUGGUGGACAGUGAGGGCCGAAAAGAGACCACAGUAACCCAUCAAGAAGCAGGUGGCAGUCCUAGAGAUGAUCCAGAAUCACCAACACCUCCAUCCCUGGAUGAUGCCUAUUCCAUCCUGGAUUUAUUCCUAGGACGUUGGUUCCGGUCCCGGUAGCCUUCUUAACCCUCAGAGGCCUUUAGGUUCUUUCACCUCCCACCCUUUGCUCACAUCAGUGGGACUUGUAGUUCUCCUCCUGGCACCUCGGGGCCUUGGGUGUGUGGAAUAGUGAAUUGGGGGUAUAUCAGUAUGUCACUCACCCAAACUGAUCAAUAAAACCUUUAUUUAUGCUA